GGGGCGUGGUCUCGGUGCUGACCCCGCCCUUGACCCCGCCCAGGUAACGUGACGAUGUGGCGGGAGGUGCGGGGGUGUGUCCGGGACGGGAGCUGCACCCAGGAGUGGCGGGGGGACGACGCGGCCUCGCUGAGCGGCUCCUGCUGCGCCGGCGACCUCUGCAACCGCCACCCCUUGUCCAACAAGACCCUCUUCGACCCCGACCCUGCCCCGCCUCGAGCUCCUCCCCCACGGCCACGCCCCCACGGCCACGCCAAGAGUGGCCGACAACGCCACCCACCGGGCCGCCCCCGGCACACGGAACGACACCGUGCCAACCGCCGAGGGUCGGCGCUGGCAGUGCCGUGGGCGCCGGUGACGGGCGCGGCCACCGGUCACCCAGAUGUGGCUGCGCUUGACCCCAGCGUGGCCAGCGGGGGCAGGAGGGCCACCGGUGACGGGUGACAAGAGGGCCGCUGGUGGCAGGAUGGCUGCCGGGGGCGGGGACAAGAUGGCCGCCGAG
Molecule: messenger RNA, 502 nt
Organism: Chiroxiphia lanceolata (lance-tailed manakin)
Lineage: Eukaryota; Metazoa; Chordata; Aves; Passeriformes; Pipridae
Gene: LYPD3
Product: LY6/PLAUR domain containing 3
Exons: 2
Coding region: 55-444 (129 amino acids)
Source: RefSeq, a predicted model, not a curated record